AUGACACACCAAAACGUCGCUGCCGAUCAAUGGGAUGACCGCGCCGACGAGAUCGUCGACUCCUUCAGCACCGAAGACCUUAUUGGCCAGAUGGCGCAGAUCGACAUCUCUGUACUGAUGACCGACGACCUCGAGCUGGACGAAGAGAUUGUGCGCAAGUACGCCAAGAUGCGCGUUGGCUCGUACCUCAACAGUCCAUUGACGAACGGGCCCAAGAACGGAACGUAUCUGUGGACUGCCGAGAAAUGGCGCGAGGUGGUGACGAGGAUCCAGGAGAUCACGAUGGAGGAGAAUGGCGGGCACCCGAUGAUCUACGGUGUCGACUCGGUUCACGGCGCCAUCUUCGUCCGUGGUGCUACACUCUUCGGACAGCAGAUUAAUGCUGCCGCCUCAUUCCGCCCCGACCUGGUCUACGAGCAAGGUCGUAUCACUGCGCGCGAUACGCUCGCAGCCGGGAUUCCGUGGAUCUUUGGGCCGAUCCUCGGCAUUUCACGUAACCCGUUGUGGCCACGUACAUUCGAGACGUUCGGUGAGGACCCGUACCUUGACUCAGUAAUGGCCGAUGCCAUUGUGCGCGGUCUGCAGAGUAAUGGCAGCACUGCCGCCUGUAUGAAGCACUGGAUAGUGUACACUAAAACACGAUAA
Molecule: messenger RNA, 645 nt
Organism: Phytophthora nicotianae INRA-310
Lineage: Eukaryota; Oomycota; Peronosporomycetes; Peronosporales; Peronosporaceae
Exons: 1
Coding region: 1-645 (214 amino acids)
Biological process (GO): glucan catabolic process
Molecular function (GO): beta-glucosidase activity
Source: RefSeq, a predicted model, not a curated record